GCGCCCGCGCCCAGCCUGGCUGUUCGGCCCCGGGGCGCACCCGCAUCUCCUAUAGUCCCUGCCGGCUCGCGGCCCGGGGGCGAGUAGCGGCCUCUCCAUCCCGCCCGCCGGGGCUCGGCCAGGGGGAUUCCCAGCACUCUGCAGGCGCCCGCGCGGCCGCCCAAAGAAGCCCCCGAGCGAGGACCCCGCGCUGGCCGCGCCAUGGCGGCCGCCGGCGGGGGCGCGGCGCAGGAUGAGUUACAUCCAAGGAAUCUCAUCCCAGAGCUUUGUAGACUGUUUUAUGGUUUAGGCUGGGUAACGGGAACUGGUGGAGGAAUCAGCUUGAAACAUGGAGAUGAAAUCUACAUCGCUCCUUCAGGAGUCCAAAAGGAAAGAAUACAGCCAGAAGAUAUGUUUGUUUGCGACAUGAAUGAACAGGACAUCAGUGGUCCUCCACUGCACAAGAAACUAAAGAAAAGCCAGUGCGCACCUCUUUUUAUGAAUGCCUACACUAUGAGAGGGGCAGGCGCAGUGAUCCAUACACAUUCCAAGGCUGCUGUUAUGGCUACCCUUCUUUACCCAGGGAGUGAGUUCUCUAUUACCCAUCAGGAGAUGAUAAAAGGAAUCCAGAAGUGUACUUCAGGAGGCUAUUACAGAUAUAAUGAUACAUUAGUGGUUCCUAUUAUUGAGAAUACUCCAGAAGAGAAGGAUCUCAAGGAGAGAAUGGCACGUGCAAUGGAAAAAUACCCUGACUCUUGUGCUGUCCUGGUCAGACGUCACGGUGUUUAUGUAUGGGGAGAGACAUGGGAAAAAGCCAAAACGAUGUGUGAAUGUUAUGACUACUUGUUUGAUAUCGCAGUGCAGAUGAAGCAGCAUGGGCUAGAUCCUUCAAAACAUCCAGCAGGAGAAAAUGGGAUCUUGUAAAUGUCAACAACAUUUAUAGCCAGGUUUCUUACAUGAUGAUGAUAGGAGUUCCAGCUUUCACCUCACACUAUUGAAGCCAGAAGGGGGUGCUGAUCCUCAGCUGAUUGACAAACAUCAACAGGAACUUUUAACUGUUAAACGCACCCAAGAAUUAAAGGAGAGUUAAAAAACCCCCAACUGCUGAACAAUCAUUGCAAUUUACAAGUCCUGUCAAAUGUCACAGUAGGAGGAAUGAAAAUUCAGAUGCAAAAAUACUUCAAAAAACUUUGGAGAACUUAUGUCACAUUUUGGUUUUGUGCCUUAAAAAUUUGUAUUUCAACAACCUGCACUUGUUCAUCCUGCUCUAAUGCUACAUCAAUUAUUUUGAAAUAAGUCUGCAUUUCUGAAAGUUAUUGACCUCUGCUUAGCCCCCCCCAGGGUAGAUUUAAUCAAACUGCUCAUUAAAAUAGAGUCUCACAUAAUUAUGACAGAACCUUCUGGAAUGGCCCCCUGGUGACAUCAGUGUAAGCCUCGAUUGACCAACUUUCUAAUUGAGUAUUGAGACCUCAGUCCUGAGGGUGAACUGAGACAGGCUAAGUGCCAGCUGAGCCUGGUUUCUGCUAGGGGCCAUGCAUUCCCUCCACUUCCCCUUCCAUAAUCUCUGGCACUUUUUUGGAGCUUCCAUGAGGCAAAUUAACUCUUCAACCUAAAAUAAAACUGCUGUAGGAGUGGGGGAAAAAAAAUGUUUAAAUUGUUUCCUACUAAGCCACUGAUAAAAACAUUGAAUCAAGUCAAAGAUGGGUCCAAAGAGAACCUAGAAACAGGUCAAGAGAAGAUGGCAGAUGCCAGAGAUGGCAGACACCACUUCCCCCUUUUCCUGGGGAUGACAAUAAGGCUUAGUGUUCUGUGUACCUUAGAUAUGUUUGCCCUUCCCUCUUGUACUUCUGUACCUGCAGGGUGCAACCUUUAACCCUUAGGGGGACCUUGGUUAUUGUGAAAUAGUGAUUAUCACCAAGUAACUAAAGGUUGUUGACUAUAUGUUUAUUGAUAUGUUUUUUUUCAUUAUUAGACACUUGUUUGUCAAUGGCAAAUAGUUUGCAGUGAUUCCACAUCUUCUGAGUGUAUGUGGAUUGCAGUAAGAACUUGUGUGAAAAUGCUAUUUUUUAGGCCAGAGGUGACUUUGGAUAGGCUGCUUCACUUAAGCAUAAAAUAUCUCUGAAGUGUGUUCAAGACUUGAGAAGUGCAACUGACCUUAAGGGAAAGCAGUCUGUAAUUCUCUUAGCUUUUCUUCCCUGUGGAUGUACUAAUAAAAAUACUUCUUCAUCUGACAAUCCAAUUAGUCUUGAAAUGUAGUUGCCAUCUAUUCAUUGUGGCCUUUAAUUCUUUAUUUAAACUGCCUGAUUUUUGCAAAAAAUAACUUUGUGUAGUAUUCUGAUGAUGAUUUCAGAACAGAUGAUAAUUGUAUCAUUCCAUGAUACUGAUGUUUUGUAAGGAUGAAAAACAUUUUACAUUUGAUGCUUUUUUGUUUUAUGUAUGUAAAGACAAACUGUAAAAGAACACUCACAAGGAAAGGUAUUUUUUGCCAAAUAUAUUCCUCUGGGGUUGUGUUACAAUAUUCACUUUCUUAUGCAGCUACAAUUUGCUCUGUAGCCUUUCUAAAAUCUGUAAAUCACCACAUUUCUACAGUAGUGGUUAAAGUCUUUCAUACAGGAUUCCUAGAUGCUCAGAGUCCCAUUCAGUGAUUUGGAAAUGAGUGAAAUGCACCCUUCUCAUGUUUUCUCAUAUGAAUCCUCAUCAAAGAAAUGAAUACCUUCACAACUCUGGUGGCUUCAUAACCCUGUGAAAUAAUUACUGUUUCCUGAAGUGCUCAGAAAGCUCUGGCAGUUAGCUCCAAUUAUGUAGAACAAAAAUAGGAAAAUGUCUCAUACGAUUCAAAGCUUCUUGACUGACAUAAUUUUUAAGUCUAUCUCUUUUCCUGAUGUGAAUAGUAGGCUUAUAAGCCAGCUGGGUAUUUUUCUGUGUUUGCAGCAGACUUCAUCUCCACCAAAGCUGAUUAUCUAGAUUUAGUAUCACCAGAUAGACUCAUGGCAGAAUGACAUAAUUUCCAUUUAAAUGGCUCAUCCAAAAAGCUAAGUAAGUUCCAAAGUUUCUCAAAAAAAGCAACUUCCUAGCAAAUAUCCUGCUUGCUUUCCAAGAAGGAAAUAAAACUGCAGAAUACAGGAUCUUGAAAUGUUAAAAGAGAUAGAACUCUUGACUUACCGUAAGCAGUUAUGAUGCCAAUAUAUGUUCUGUCAUAAAUGCUGUCAUGCCUGAACAAUUGGCAUCCCCUUCAACUCUGAAAUUCUAAUUAAAAAAUUAACAUUAAAAAAGCCCACUGACUAGUGGGCUUUUAUAGUUUAUAAAUAAACUAGUUUAUAAAUAAACCAGUAGCCUUCCUCUAAA
Vidua macroura (Pin-tailed whydah) is the source of this 3324-nucleotide messenger RNA. It is a transcript of the gene APIP, whose product is annotated as APAF1 interacting protein. Bases 202 to 903 code for a protein of 233 amino acids. Gene Ontology annotation, molecular function: metal ion binding; methylthioribulose 1-phosphate dehydratase activity. Gene Ontology annotation, cellular component: cytoplasm. The record is from RefSeq and is a predicted model, not a curated record. The transcript is spliced from 8 exons. Lineage: Eukaryota; Metazoa; Chordata; Aves; Passeriformes; Viduidae.